AUGGCCAGGGACCCCAGUCAUCUGCCGCGUGCCUGCCGACACCCAGCAAUCCCAGUGAGGGCCGCAGAAGCUGCCCUGGAAAUCAGCCGUACGGCAAUUGAAGAGCAGCUAAAGAUAUGUGGCCACAAGAGGGAUGCUGAUGUCUUUGAGCUGUUUCUUUCUCAAAAGGAGCUGACAGAGGUCAUUGAUCUUUCUGGGUUUAAAAAAUUAAAAUACUUAUGGCUACAUCAUAACAAGCUCCAUGGAAUAACAUUUCUAACCAGAAACUAUUGUCUGGCAGAGCUAUAUCUAAACAACAAUGCAAUAUUUGAUAUAGAAGGUCUGCACUAUUUGCCUUCAUUGCAUAUACUCCUGCUACAUCACAAUGAGUUAAUAAACCUUGACGCAACAGUAAAAGAAUUAAAGGGAAUGCUAAAUCUGAAGACCCUAACUCUCUACCAAAACCCUUUAUGCCAGUAUAACCUGUACCGUCUAUAUAUAAUCUACCACCUUCCAGGAGUUGAGUUGCUUGACCGAAAUCAAGUUACAGAAAAGGAAAGGAGGUCAAUGAUUACGCUUUUUAACCAUAAAAAGGCCCAUAUUGUUCAAUCAAUAGCAUUCAGAGGAAAAGUAGAUGCCUCAUGGGAUCCUCGAUCACCAUUUAAGCAAAAACCAGCGCAGAGAGUACCUUCAGACUUUGCAUUUGCAAAUAAUGUAGACAAAACUAGGUUUGACGACCCAGAAGAUGCUGUUUUCGUAAGGUCCAUGAGGCGAUCGGCAAUGGCUAUCACCUCUCUGAACUGGGACACAGUGCCAACACGAGAGGAAAAAUACCUUGAAGAGAAAGACACAGGACCUGCCCAAAUGCUUACAAUCACACUGAGAUAG
Budorcas taxicolor (takin) is the source of this 867-nucleotide messenger RNA. It is a transcript of the gene LRRC72, whose product is annotated as leucine rich repeat containing 72. The coding region runs from base 1 to 867 and encodes 288 amino acids. The transcript is spliced from 9 exons. Gene Ontology annotation, molecular function: protein binding. Lineage: Eukaryota; Metazoa; Chordata; Mammalia; Artiodactyla; Bovidae. The record is from RefSeq and is a predicted model, not a curated record.